Messenger RNA from Rhodamnia argentea, 582 nucleotides. RefSeq lists its product as uncharacterized. The record is from RefSeq and is a predicted model, not a curated record. The transcript has 2 exons. The coding region runs from base 1 to 582 and encodes 193 amino acids. NCBI's taxonomy places the organism in Eukaryota, Viridiplantae, Streptophyta, Magnoliopsida, Myrtales, Myrtaceae.
AUGGCGCACUUCAUUCCUUGUAGGAAGACUUCUGAUGCGGCAGAGUUUGCUUAUAAUAAUGCAGUCCAUAGAUCUAUCGGCGGGUCGGCUUUUUCUAUUGUUUAUACAAAGGCGCCUCAGCAUACUCUGGAUUUGAUACAAUUACCCAAGCAAGCGGAUAAGAGUGUAGCAGCAGAUCAUAUGGCUAAGCAAAUUGUUGAGGUGCAUCAAGAAGUUAAACAGAGGUUGGAAGAGGCUAAUAAAAAGUACAAAGCUGCAGCAGAAAAACACAGGCGAAAGCAUGUAUUCGUAGUUGGUGAUCAAGUUAUGGUAUUUCUUCGUAAAGAGCGGUUACCAGCCGGCUCUUACAACAAAUUGCAGCAAAAGAAGUACGAACCUUAUACUAUCGGUAGAAAGAUCAACAAUAAUGCUCAUAUUAUAGACCUUUCAUGUAGCAUGGGCAUAUCCAACACUUUCAAUGUUGCUAACUUGUCGCCGUUUCAUGAGUCCAUUGACCCGUUGUAUCCAGAUCCUAUUUCUAACUCAAGGACGAGUUUUUCUCAAGUGGGGGAGAAUGAUGCAGAAUGUAUUAGUAGUGCGUGA